GCUGACGUCAGCGGAGGCUGUGAAAUCUCGGUGUAGUACGACGUAGAUGCGAUUCGGUCCGCGGUUGUGUCGACUGGCCGCGAGUGCCGGUAGCCCGCGGUCGCGGUAGUGAGGUGUGAGAACAUACGUGUCGAUGAAAGUGCACAGCUCGCUUAUGGGAGUUGGCGGUUGGUACGAAUGCUUGGCGGCCGGUUGGCUUGCGGACAUGAGGAGUAAGCAGGUCCCCACGUCCACCACCUCUGCCAGGCGGCUCGCGGCCUUAAUCCGGCCGCUCGCCAGCGGGGGCUCGGAAGGCAAGCCGUCGGAGGAGGAGGAGGAGCGCAGCGGGUCGCCGCUGGGCCCCGGCGGGCCCUUCAGCUGCAGCCAGUGCCGCGGCGCCUACCCCACGCGCGAGCAGCUCGAGCGCCACGAGACCCUGCACUCGCCCAGCACUCAGGUGGAUACACUCAAAUAUUCAUGCAAGAUUUGCCACAAGAGCUUCGCGAACGUAUACCGACUGCAACGCCACAUGAUCAGUCACGACGAGAGCGCGUCGCUCCGCAAGUUCAAAUGCAAUGAUUGCGAUAAAGCCUUCAAGUUCAAGCACCACCUCAAGGAACACCUCCGCAUCCACAGCGGAGAAAAACCUUUCGAGUGUGCAAACUGCGGCAAGAAAUUCUCCCAUUCCGGCUCCUACUCGAGUCACAUGACCUCGAAAAAGUGUCUAGUAAUGAACCUCAAGAUGGGACGGAUCAAACCGAACAACCCCGCCCUCAACCCUGAGCGAAGCCCGUCCAGGAAGCGGUCCAACGCUAUGGUCGCGUCGCAGUUAAAUAAUAACAUUCCUCCUAACGGGAACUCUUUCCUACCAAUUCUGCCUAAGUACAACGAAGCGGCCGCUGCAGCUUUCUUCGCGAGUAUGUCCUCGCAGGAGAACAACUAUCACCGGCCGCCUCUAGCGCAACCUGGAAUCAACCCCUUCUACAUGCCACCGGGCAUGCCCAUGAGCCCCGCGAGCGGGAUCGCUCCGUACAGUUUUCCAACUUCCCUGAGUCAACUAUUUGAGCAAUUAGCUUCAUCACAAUACCAACAACGAAAGAUAGAAGACUCCGCUAGUCCAAAACUAACGAGCCCACCGCCUGCAGAUCCUGAAGAUUUGAUUGAAGAAGUAACAGAGGAGGAUGAUAAGAGGUCUGAGGGAAGCGCAGAGCUCGUAAUGGAUAUUGAGGAUGAAGAAGCUGUUGCAGUUAAAAAGGAACAGGAAGAUAGUGAAAAUUACGCGCGAUCACCCCAUAACUAUGAAUCCGUCCCAUUAAUGAAUAACAACGACCAAACAAACAAUAACCAUGCAGGGUUCAACACGAUAUUAGAAUCUGUCAACGCUUCUGUGACUAAACAUUUCUUUAGAACGAAUAUGGACAAAUUGUCGCCCGUUUCGGGCAAUGUUUGUCCAAGUAUAGAGUCUCCGCCGACGCCCCAUAUUAUUAUCAAAGAAGAACCCGUAGAGAUGCAUAGAUGUUCGAAGUGCAACGCGACAUUUAACAGUAACUCAGAAUUAAUAGAACACGAGAAGGUUGUGUGCGGGAACAUGUUCAGAAAACAUGAGGGUUUGGCAGCUCAGGUAGCAGAAACCGUAGCUCUAAAUAGGCUGGAACAGGAAAUGCGCGCGUCGAUACAGAGUGGGGUCAGCGCCAGUGAAGAUGAAGACUUCACGAGAGAAGAGCGGGAUGACAAAAUGUCCUUACAUGACAACGAUAAGAAGAUCAGAGUCCGUACAGCGCUUAGCGAAGAGCAGCAAGCUGUUCUAAAAGCACAGUAUUCAAUCAAUCCGAGGCCCAAUCGUGAAGAAUUCAAAAAAAUUGCUCAACAAAUCGGACUCGAUAAUAGAGUUGUCCAAGUUUGGUUCCAAAACAAUAGAGCACGAGUGCGGAAGAUGACGCAAACUCUAUCAGUGUCGGACCAGCCGCUCGACUUAUCUACGAAGAAGUCUGCUCAGUCAACGACGCCGAGCCCAGCCCCAUCUCCAUCGUGCAGCAUUUCAGUCACACAUUCCGAUUCCGAGGAGGCGGUGAACUUGAGCCAGAAGUCCUCCCGCAGCACGACGCCGCAACGGCCCAGCUACAACGCGUAUCCACAUUCCAACUGCUCUUCGUCUUCCUUUACUGACUUCCGACUGUCUCCGUCCCCGGGAGAGCCGAUCAACGGACAGAAGCGGUUAUUACCUCAGAAGAUGGUUAUGAAUCAUUUGAUGUCGAUGGACAAGAUCCUCCAACAGAACGACAUGACCCACGCUCGAUCUCCAAUCCUCAACAUGCAGCUGUCGGACGCGAGCCGACAGGGCUCCAGUCCGUCUUACGAGCGCUCGUGGAGGGACGCGCAAAACGACUACGAAGACGAAGCGCCAGUACUUAAGAAGAACAAGUUGAAACAGGGAGCCGAGCUCAAGGAAGGCGAGGACCAUUUCGUCUGCAACCUUUGCGAUAAAACCUUCGUCAAGCAGAGUUCGCUCGCUCGACAUAAAUAUGAACACUCAGGUCAGCGGCCAUACAAGUGCGAGGUGUGCCCCAAGGCGUUCAAGCACAAGCACCACCUGACGGAGCACCAGCGCCUGCACACGGGCGAGAAGCCGUUCCAGUGCUUCAAGUGCCUCAAGAAGUUCUCGCACUCCGGCUCCUACAGCCAGCACAUGAACCACAGGUUCGCCAUCUGCAAGCCCUACAGGAACUAGGACUUGGAUAUGAUUUACGAUCUUACUAACGGCACAGUGAAGCUGGCAUUUGCAGUGUCUGGACACGCCACGUAAGAAACUGAUAUUAGUACCGAUUCUACUGUACUAUGAAAAGUAGCAACUUCAGACGUCGGAGUCACGAAUCGUGUUUCUAGGACUCGGCGAUGAAGCUUCAAAGAAAUAUUAUAAAGUGUAGCGUGUCCAAUAACAAUUACUGCUACUUAUACCUAGAGAGUGUAAUUGAAAAUUGUAAUGUAUGAGUGUGAACACCGACUACCAAUCGACUGAGCGUAAUCGUGCCAAAUAGAUACCAAAUGAUCGGUCGCCGUGUCAGCUGUACGAGUGUACACAGACCGACCCAAAGCAUAAUACAUAGUAAAUAAAUACUCAUAAUAAUUAAGUAUUCGUCGCCCGGUAUUUUGUUCGUUUCAAUGUUAUUUAAGGUCGUUGCUCAACGUCAUAUUUUUAUAUCGUAAGAAUGUCUUUUGAAUUUACUAUUUAUAUGAUAAUUAUAGUGCCAAAGAGAAAACUGAAGCCAAAAAAUAUUGAUUAUUUUAAUAUUUUACACAGAUUAUAGUUAUUAAAUUUUAUGUAAAUCCCAAAGGCCGGUACCUGUAGCAUAAUACUCAUUGAUAAUAAUUAAUGUUAUUUUAUUAUUUUUAUACAGAGGUCAAAAUUAUUAUUAAGAUUAUAAUAGUAA
Ostrinia nubilalis (European corn borer) is the source of this 3407-nucleotide messenger RNA. RefSeq names its product zinc finger protein 1 (gene zfh1). Lineage: Eukaryota; Metazoa; Arthropoda; Insecta; Lepidoptera; Crambidae. The record is from RefSeq and is a predicted model, not a curated record. Gene Ontology annotation, molecular function: DNA-binding transcription factor activity, RNA polymerase II-specific; DNA binding. Bases 134 to 2707 code for a protein of 857 amino acids. The transcript has 4 exons. Gene Ontology annotation, biological process: regulation of DNA-templated transcription.